UGACCCCUUAUCUAAUUUAAACUGAGAAGAAAACAUAAUGGUUCACACAAAGCUCCGGCCAUGAUGUCAUCUCAUCGUCUCCAGUGAAGCUUCAGCGAUAAUGUGGUCAAAAGUGAUGCUGGGCGUCACCCUGUCCCUCCUCAUCCUUCUGACUGUCAGUGGUAACGUGCUGGUGUGCCUGGCCGUCUGCGCCUCUCGACGCCUCCGCUGCCUCACUAACUGCUUCAUCGUGUCGCUGGCUGUGACGGACCUGCUGCUCGGCCUCUUGGUCCUCCCCUUCUCCGCCCUCCUUCAGCUCAACGACGAGUGGCCGCUCGGCCCUGUCUUCUGCAACUUCUACAUCUCCAUGGACGUCAUGCUGUGCACCGCCUCCAUCCUCACGCUCCUGGCCAUCAGCGUGGACCGUUACCUGGCGGUGACCAUGCCUCUCAGGCAUGCCUCGCUGGUGUUGCCAUGGAGAGUUGCGGUGGCCAUGGCCAGUGUCUGGACAGUGUCCGUGGCCGUGUCUUUCUUGCCCAUUCACAUGGGGUGGAACACAGUGAAUGGGACAGUGCAGAACCGUGGGCCCUGGGCUCCGGAGAACAAAUGUCGCUUUGAGCUGAACAGACCCUACGCACUGACUGACUCUCUUCUUACUUUCUACCUGCCUCUGGUGGCUAUGUGCUGGACCUACCUCCAAAUACUCCGCAUUGCACGGGCACAGGCCAAGCGCAUCAUCAGUGCCCGACCCACUUGGAUCACUCACUACAACUGCAGGAGCAAUUCCUCCACCAGCACCGCAGUGGUGUCCAGUGUUACAGCGGUGGCUCUGCGGGAACACAAAGCCACAGUGACGCUGGCUGCAGUAAUAGGGGCUUUCGUUGUGUGCUGGCUGCCUUAUUUCAUCCUGUUCACAGUGCUGGGCCUAAAGGAGCACCCAGACCCGAGCUCAGUCCCAGAAUAUUCCAUUGUGUUGUGGCUGGGUUACACCAACUCAGCCCUUAACCCUAUUCUCUAUGGAGCCCUCAACAGGGACUUCCGGUCAGCAUAUGCCCACCUACUGAGAUGUCGAUGCCCUAUUUACAGUGGAUGGAGGAGCCGACAGCCGUCUCCCACUAUCACAGCAGGCAGGGAGCAGCUCACAGAGGUGACGUUGCUGUGCGGUCACACUCCCGCCACGUGCAGAGCAGGUCUAACAGAUCAGACCUUCAUGCUUCAAGAAAUGAACAGCAGGGCAAACACAGCAACUAUCCAGUUKACUAAUGGCACUACUGCCACAGAUGUCAAUGGCAAAGAAAGUGUGCUCAGGUCGUGCUGAGCCUGUGUUGGUGAGCUGGAUGCUGUGAGGAGAAAAGAAAAAAAAAAACACCAGACAGACAAAGAUGGACCAAGAGUAGAUUUACAGCCCCUCCAUUUGGAAGCUUUCAGUGCCACAGCAGAAGCACAUAACACACCAGCAUUCACUGUGUCCACACUGUAGCAAACAAAAACAGGAGAGAAUCCACACCUCAUUGGAAAGAAUCAGCAGCUCAGAUACAGCCGGACUCGAUCCGUCCAGGACUGGGCAAACCAAGAUGCUUCGACGUGGAAGAGACACAUAUUCCACUGCAUCCGACCAUCGCACAGGACGACGUGAGGCCCUGACACACCCCUGAACUAACUGUGGUUAGUGUAACAGUUCUGGAUGACUGAAUGAGACCAGCCAGUUAACUCGCCGCUCAUCAAUCUCAUGAACUACAAUUUUUUUACUGACUCAAGACUGCUCCCCAGUGGAAACACAAAGUAUCACAAUGUUGACAAAGCAAACAGACUUCUAAUUAAACAAAUGUGUGUUUCACAAAAUCAGAUAACCGAACGGACGUGAUGAAUGGACUUUUUGAAUGUGUUAAAAUGUUUGACAUUUGAAUGUUGGGCAUAUGUCAAGCUAAUGUCAUGAGUCGGUUUUGAAGAACGUAGCUGCCUCCAGAGUUUGACUUUACUGUUGCUCAUUCAAUGACAUUAAGCUGCAACUAUACUGUAUGUAUUGUAUCAUACUGUAAAAUAUCGGAGACUUGAAUUGUUCCUCUAAAAAUGACCAUAUUGUAAAAAUG
Messenger RNA from Paralichthys olivaceus (Japanese flounder), 2069 nucleotides. The record is from RefSeq and is a predicted model, not a curated record. Lineage: Eukaryota; Metazoa; Chordata; Actinopteri; Pleuronectiformes; Paralichthyidae.